AUGUUGAAGCAACAAUGGAUGAAGGUGAUGCAGAUAGACGAGGUUCUACAAGGGCAAGUGAUGAGGAAGAUUGGCAUAAUCCGGGAAAAGAAAAAACUUUCCCAAAAACAGUCUGCUUUUCUUGAAGAAAGCUUCGAAGAACAUCACAUCCUCAAUCCUGUAAGUCACAUAAUGCAAAUACAUGUAUGUGGUUUGGAACUCUUGGAUGGAUCCCUUGUUGGUCCAAGAGCCGGAAUAGAGUGUGCAUUACCCGAUCAUGUCACUGCAUUGUGGAGAUUUGCAAUGGCUGGUAUUCCAUGCAUAAGUGCACCUAAAAACACUCUCAGAAGUCGGAAUACCCUAACUUCAGGCUUCAAGCAGAUAAAAUCACGGAUGAAGGUAAAAGAAAUGAGAAGGGGAAAGAAGACAAAAUGGAGAGGAAAGGAAGUGUAA
Messenger RNA from Fraxinus pennsylvanica, 432 nucleotides. Lineage: Eukaryota; Viridiplantae; Streptophyta; Magnoliopsida; Lamiales; Oleaceae. The record is from the annotation of a GenBank genome assembly.